AUUUCUGAAGCAUCGUGUCGCGCGCGCCGUGCUCCCGUCCAAUACCAAUCUAAACACAUUACCGACACACCGCCCAAACUUUCAACGUUUAUUACGGCAAUGUUUUAAAACACUGAUUAACUGUAAAGUUUAAAGUGAUUACAACAGCAAAAUGUAAACUCAUUUAGUUUAAUUGAUAGUAAAAUUGUUGCACGCGGCAAUGUGAUACGGUAGCGAGUGUUGUGAUACUUAUUCUUGGUGUUUAUUUUAAAAUGAUGUGGUUGUGACAUAUUUUAACAAACAUGUAUGUGUUGGUGUUAUUCCUCUCAGUGCUGUUACAAUGCAUUUGUGCACAGGAAAAAUCUAUUAUCGGAGGUAUUUUUUAUAAAGGCUCCGAUGAUAUGAGAGUGGCGCUGGAAGUGAGCGCGAAAACCUUCAACUUUACAGCGUCCAUUAAAGAAGUAUCAGUUAGAGGGGAAAUUUUGGAAGUAACCAAAUAUGUAUGUGAACUCGCUGAGGAAGGUGUGAUCGGUAUUAUAGAUGGGACUGGAGGACGGGCCAGUGAAAACAUCCAGGCAAUAUGUGACAUGUUGGAAUUACCUCAUGUCAGUAUACAACACAACGACCUCUAUAGUGAAAACUGGUCCGUGUUGAAUAUGCAUCCCAGUCCUACUGCUUUUAAUAUGGUUCUAGAAAAUCUAAUAGUCUAUAAGGAUUGGCGAAAUUUCACGUUACUGUACGUAAAAGGGCACAGUCUACUGCGCGUGGGGGAUUUGCUGAAGAUGGGCAACGAUUCCUACCCAUACGUGGUCACUUUGAGAGAACUGAGUGGCGAUAAUUACAGGGAGGUACUAAUAGACGCCAAACGCAACGGUUAUACAAACUUUGUGGUUGACUGUCCUUCCCGGAACUUGGAACAGGUGUUGCUCCACGCUCAGCAAGUGGGCAUGAUGGCCGAGGAACAUUCGUACAUAUUCCUUUCACCUGAUAUAUUUACUUUGGAUAUGGAUCGAUAUAGAUAUGGCGGAGUUAAUAUGACAGGUUUCCGUCUAGUAGCACUACAAAAUAAAGACAAUGAGAAACUUUGGAACUUUACAACGACGUUUAACCAGGAAACAGGGAAAGCGCUGGAGCCAGAUCAAUUUAAAACAACAUUACUUUUAAUACAUGAUGCCGUGGAAGUGAUAUCUGCGGCAAUGAAAAAAUUAAAAGAUGUAAAGGCUGAGUUCUUGAGCUGUGCCAGUUACAAAGCUUGGAACUAUGGAUCCAGUCUCUUAAAUUUUAUGAAAACGAACAAGGUGGACGGAUUAACGAGAUCUCUAAUAUUUGAUGGUUUAGGACAAAGAACGGAUGUCACUUUUGAUUUGUUAGAGCUUACUUCUGCUGGUAAUCAGUCAAUUGGGAUGUGGACGAACAAUAAAUUGAAAAUCGACAGGCCAAUCGUAGCUGAUGCAGAAAUAACACAGGAGGCGGCACUUAGAAACAAAACUUUAAAAGUCCUAAUUGCGAUAGCUCCUCCAUAUGGCUACUUAAAACUAUCACACGAGACAUUGGAAGGCAAUGAUCGCUAUGAAGGAUUCACCAUAGAUUUAAUUGAUAAAUUAAGUGAAAUAUUAGGAUUCAGUUACGAAUUUGAAGUUGAACAGGAUUACGGUAACAAAAAUGAACGUGGUGAAUGGUCUGGAAUGGUUUUACAGCUGAGAGAAGACAAAGCCGACCUUGCUAUUUGUGAUUUAACAAUAACAGCUGAGAGACAAAGUGGUAUCGAUUUCUCGACCCCGUUCAUGACGCUUGGUAUCGGUAUUCUGUACAAGGAGCCCAGUAAACAACCACCUGAGAUGUUCUCCUUCAUGGCUGUCUUUUCCAAAGAGGUCUGGUAUUACAUGAUGCUCAUCCAGCUGGCUUUGGGUGUGACAAUGAUCUUCGUCGGUCGUAUCUCACAUAAGGAGUGGCAGAACCCAGUGCCCUGCAUAGAGUCUCCAGAGGAAUUGAGCAAUCAGUUCAGUUUCGCCAACUCCGUCUGGCUUAUUAUCGGUUCCGUCAUGCAGCAGGGUUCUGAAAUUGCUCCCAUCGCAUUAGCUCCACGCAUGAUCACCAGUGUGUGGUGGUUCUUCACAAUGGUGAUGGUAGCCUCAUACGUCGGUACUUUGGUCGCUUUCCUUACCGUUGAAAAGAAUGUCCUACCGUUCAAUACGGUGGAAGAACUAUACAACAGUAAAUCCAUAUCUUACGGAGCCAAGAAAAAGGGAUCCACUAAACAGUUCUUUGAGGCAAGUUGA
Messenger RNA from Spodoptera exigua (beet armyworm), 2258 nucleotides. The record is from the annotation of a GenBank genome assembly. Lineage: Eukaryota; Metazoa; Arthropoda; Insecta; Lepidoptera; Noctuidae.